AAACAGCUAAGUUGACAAAGGAGCACAAUUCGUGCCCAUGGUAAUUCCAACAGACUGGUGGAAGACCUGAUCACCAAAGACCACGGGUAUCUUAUCAAUGAGGAACUCCAAUAUAUAUUUAAUUUCAACUUCAGGGUACUUGUGCAUGGAAUCAGAGUGAUGUUUAACAAAGAAGAAGCUUGUACAGAAUUCGGUACUGCAACCACUAAAAUUGGGAAAUAGACCGAGUGCAUGUCUUAUCGGUCAAAAUAUAAAAUGGAGCAUAGAUGAACGACUUUCCUCAGGCUGUGUAGCAUAUAAAGGAAAACAGGAAUUCAAAUAAUUGAACAUAAGGAUAUCCCAUGAAAGCUCAAAAACAUAUUUCCUAUGGAGUCUCCUGAUGCUGAUACACGGAUUUUGGCGCUAGUGGGGUCAACAUGUGGAAGGAAACCAGAGUACCCGGAGGAAACCCUCAUGUCCGAGCGGGUGACCACCACACCCUCUCACAAACAACCACUACCAAUCACGGAGAUCGAACUCGGGUCGUAGUGGUAUGUCGUACAGACAGUAUGGUCACGUGGUGGCUUCCUGUCCUCUCAAUGAGACAGAGUUUACUGCAGCAGCGACCAGAUUGAACUGUACCGUGGAUAAGUAUGGACGGAAUCGGUAUACAUGUGUUCCUAAGUUUGACUUGUCGGCAAUUGUAGAGUUCUGCUACAGGUACACCGUGGGAAUCUACCCUAAAGGUACUUGUCUAGGGACACUAUAUAAUGGAGAUUUGGACGCGCGCAGGUGUGGUCAGUUUACAGAGGGUUGUCCAGCCGACAGUUACAGGGGAACUGACCUGUAUAAAUUUCCAGCAUGCUCUCAAAUCAAUACAGAGCAGCGAUGUUUCUAUGCAGAUCCCGUUUGUCCUAACGAAACAGGACGUUUUACAAAUGAAGAUGGAACUAUUUCCAUAACAUCAACAACAUUGAUGAACGUCUUCAAUACAACAACGAAUACAUUGAGUACACUUACAACCCCUGUAGAACAGAGACCCGCCGAUGUAGGGGUGACCAUUGGAAUUGUACUGCCCGUCGUAUUUGUACUUUGCAUUUUACUAGCAAUCAUAGUCUGGAGCUGGAGACGAAGGAGAAGACGAAGGAGGAUACGAAGGAGAAUAUAUUCGCGUGUACCCGGCGAAGAUCUGGAGUUGUCUGAUUGGGAAAGGCGUUAUCUUGGCGACUACAGCACAUGGAAAACACCUAUUUCAGACCAGUUCUCCCUGUCUCAUGACGAGAUGUCCGUGUUAUUCUGUUUUCUGUGCUCUGACUACGGUACCCCCGACUUUACUGAUACAGACCGUCUCGACAUUCUUAAUAUGAUACGAGAGGUGAUGUACAGUAAGGACCAAAUAACAAGUGAGGAGGAACAACGGACUCUGGACGGACUGAAGUCACGUGGAUUUCUUCGGCAUCAGGACAGAGUACACAUCACUGAGGACGCCGAGGACGAGACUAUGUACUGUAUUACAGAACGUAGUAUAGUGAUCAGGGCUACACUGUACCCCUUGUAUCGUUUCUCCAGUUAUACUACAGCAGUGAGGUAUCUGAGAUCACGUGGAUACACCAGGAAGCCUGGAGAGAAAUGUGUCAUUAGUGAGAACUCGGGCUGUGAUUCCUUACUCAUACGCCGUCUACAGAUGAACACACUGACCCACGUCACCAUGGAGGACACGACUAUCUGUGAUGAAGUGUCACAGUUCUUGAACAUCCCUCUAAGUAAAAUACGCAUGAGUGAUGAUAAACGAGGGGCGUUUUUAGAGGAUUUACAGCAGACUGGGGAGUGUGUACAAAAUAGAGGCGGAUCACGGGGCAGUGUACAACACGUCAAGUGGCUAUGGAGAGACUGGCAAAACGCGAGACCUGACAUCGUGAGAUCCUGUGUAGGUCUCCACCCACACUGUGAUAUUUACAUCAUCAACAACACGGCUUACAGAAAACACAGUCAGCACCACGACCGUCCUCCAGCUGAACGUUGUCUCCUGUACUGUCUUCUGAUGGUGGAACACUACACCGUCAAGGUCAAGGACGAAUCUCACAUCAAUAUGUACAAUGCGAUCAGAGAACGAUACUUUACAGAACUACCUGUUUGUGAUGAAAUUACAACAACUAACCAUCUCGAGGAAAUCAUUUAUAUAGAAAACUACGUGUUCAAGUUUAAAUCAGACGACAUCCGACAUGACGUCAUGUACGCGUUCGUUACGGAUUGUCUGGUGGAGGAAAGUGAUCUGAAGUUUUUCCUGACUACUGCGUCACAUCAGGUGGUAUCAGAAUACUGCCGGUCGUGGAAUUAUGAGAGGAGUGAGGGAGAGAGAUGUUUGUAUAUACCUUAUGAGAAGUGCGAACUGUUCAUAGACAAACUACAGCUGGACAUCCUCACACACUGUACCAUGUCAGACAGGAGGAUCAUUCAUAACAGUAUCAGUGGAUGUUUGGGAGUCCCUAAGGAAAUAUUAGACUGGGACCAAGAGGCCAGAGAGCGGUACGUGGAGUACACCAAGAGAGGAACACAGACGGUCCACCACGCCAGGGGGAUGAUCGUGGGAUGUGCCGGGGCCGGUAAGACCACGCUACUGAAGCGUCUGCUCGGGUGUAGUAAAGCAGAAAUACUGGAUGUGACGUCAACGAAAGGACUGGAGGUCCACGAGGAAAUAUUUGAAAUUUGUAAUGGCCAACUAAAAGUCAAAAAAACACAACAGAACGGGGCUACAGCAAUGGAAGAUACUGUUGGUAAGAAGACAUUGAGUGUCUUUGACUUUGGAGGACAAUGUGUGUACUACGCCUGUCAUCAGAUUUACUUGACCAGAAGAGCUUUCUAUAUGGUGGUAGUAGACGCCUCUAAACAUCUGGACCAGGUGGUAGAUGCUGAAGUGUGUGACCAGGACGGCACCGUCUUUUCUGGAUGGAAAUACGAAGAUUACUUUGUUUUCUGGAUAAAGUCUAUACAUACCUACUGUUCGAUGGAAAACAAAGGUAAACCAGACCCGGAAGUCAUCAUUGUGGCGACUCACUGGGACAAAAAUGUUUAUCAGGAUAACAACGAAAGUCUGAUAAGAAGUUUGCAAGGUGUAUUUCCGAGCAAUUCUACCCUUGGGGCGAAAUACAUCACAAAGAAAAAAUGUUUCGUCACACAGAUUAAGCACGGAUCUCCAUUAGAAGCUUUGUCCGGUCUAGAGAAACAUAUUGUUGAUGUUGUCUGUCAACAAAGAUGGGUUGAAGAAAUUCCAAAAGAAUGGGCCUUCAUGGAAGGUGAAAUUGCACAGAAGAAAUCCAAGCAAAGGAUUGAAGAUGUCGACGAUAUUAAAGAGAAAUUGCCAGGAGAAAAAGCGGUGUAUGAUAUGCUGAGAUAUUAUCAUGAUGCUGGAAAAGUUCUAUACUUUAAUGAGGAAAGUUUGCAUGAGUUGGUUAUUUUGGAUGUACAGUGGUUUGUCGAUGCAUUUAAGAACAUAAUCACUGACAAACUACACAUGGAGGGAGUUGAGGAAACUAUGGAUGAUUGGAAUGAGUACUACAAGACUGGGCACCUCAAAGAUAGUCUUCUUACAAAGAUCUGGAGCAAGAAAGACCUGGAUCUACACAAAGAAUUAGUGGCAAAAGGCAGGACAGCUAUUGCGGAUGAUGUAUCAGAGGACCCACAGUAUCUGCUUCCUCACAAAGACGAGAUGAUGAGGUUUAUGAACAAACUGGGAUUAGUAGCUAGUACGGUGGAAUUUCGUUACGUCCCAUGUAUGAAUCGGGAAGAGUUUACCACCGAACAGGCCGACUGCAUUCUGGGAUCAGUGAAGAAAUCUUCCGUUCUUCUUUUUCAGUUUGAUUUUUUGCCUUAUUUCCUGUUCUAUCAGCUAGUUGUUUCAUGUAUGCAGAUGAAGAAUUGGGCAGUGCUAAGUAAUGAAAAACCAUGUCUUUACAGAAAUGCGGCUUUCUUUUCUUCCACUUGUCAUCACAUAAUAAUCCUGGUUACGAAAACAGCGAUUCAACUUCAGAUAUAUCAACCACAACCACGUCGUGAUUUGGAUACAAAGAAAACUCAAGGUAUCCAGUGUGUCAUAGAGGAAGAACUGGAUAGAAUUACAUCCUCAUAUAACAGGACAAUGAAGUUUGUUCGCGGGUUUAUUUGUAAAAAUGGAAAUUAUUUAUCCCACACCAUGAACGUUACAGGGAAUUUCAUUCCUGAAUCAAAGAUUGGAAUAGGUAAAAAGAUCAUCUGCCCUUUACAUCAACAAAAGGAUUGCCAUUUUAUCAACACGAGGGAAUUGACAAAGUACUGGAAAACACAGAAAAACAAUUAACAGUUAAUGUCAGUAACAAUUUGACUCUAUAGAACUUGUGGCUUGUGAUUGAGGGUUUAUGAGACAUCGUUAUGAAAAAUAUGGCACUUUUUCCUUCCUCCAGUCAUCACAAUCCAGCUUUACGUAUAUCAUCCAAUGCCUGACGGGAUUUUGGAAGCAACGAAAAUCCAUAAUAUUCAAGGGAUAAUGAAGGAGAAACUGAAUUGUAUUACAUCAUCGUGUCGUAGGGAAAUGGAAUUUGUUGGAAGGUUUAUUUGCAAAACUGGAAACGAUGUAUCUAACCUUAUAAUCUUUAUGGGAUAUUUCAUUUCAAAAUACAGGUUUGCGCAAUUUGCCCUUUGCAAUAAUUCACAAACUUUUAUUCAUUCAUUGAGACGAACGAAAUGAUAAAAGAAUGGGAAGUGCUGAGUAAAGAACAGUUGAUUGAGGCGAGAUCAAAAGAUUGAUGUCGUAUAAAAAUCUAAAUUCAAAUAGUUAAGUUUCUAUCAUCCGACAUCCUUACACUUUAGUGACUGUUGGAAACCACAUAAUAACAUUACAUUUUAAUGAACAUUUAAUAGUUUUAAUGUACACUUUCAUUUGUGAACAAACGCUAGAAAAUUCAAACAGAGUUAUUUAUAUUGGUACCUUUUUAUUUAUUAAUCAAUUAAUUUCAACAUUCAUCUUAUUUAGCUUUAAGGGGGUUGGGGACUUGAUGAAAACUAUGUGAAUUUAGGUGUUUUUUUUUUUGUUUUUUUUGUUAGACAUUGGACUUUUCAUCUGGCCCCUAAUUUCCCUUCAAUGAAUCUAUGCUGUGUGAGGGACGGUUUGGGUUUCAUCGAUGUACAACAUUGUUAAAAUAAAAAUCAGUGUACUGUU
Ostrea edulis (European flat oyster) is the source of this 5170-nucleotide messenger RNA. RefSeq lists its product as uncharacterized. The coding region runs from base 533 to 4312 and encodes 1259 amino acids. The transcript is spliced from 17 exons. Lineage: Eukaryota; Metazoa; Mollusca; Bivalvia; Ostreida; Ostreidae. The record is from RefSeq and is a predicted model, not a curated record.